GUUACCGGUAGUCGAGACACUACGAUCAAGAUCUGGGAUGCCCGGUCAUACCAGUGUAUCAGAACUCUUGCUGGCCACGAGGGCAGUGUGUUGUGCCUGAAUUAUGAUGACCGGACGAUGGUCUCGGGUUCAUCCGAUACAACUCUCAUCGUGUGGAAUUUACAUAACCUGAAGAAUAUAAUGAGACUUAGAGGUCAUACAGCAGGCAUUUCUGGAGUGUGCUUUGAUGACCGAUGUAUAAUCAGCAGUUCAAAGGACAAUACGAUACGGAUAUGGAAUUUUGCGGAUGGUGCGCCGAUUAGAGUCAUUACAGGACAUUCAGGACCAGUGAAUUCGAUUCAACUGAAAGGAAAUCAUCUUGUAUCUGUGUCCGGCGACGGUCUAAUUAAACUGUGGAAUAUACUUAGUGGAAACUGUAUAAGGAUGUUUUCUGGACAUACUGGAGGAUUGACCUGUGUGCAAUUUGAUGGUCGAAGAAUAGUGAGUGGAGCCAGCGAUCACACAAUCAAAGUAUGGGAUGCAGAGACUGGAAAAUGCUUAUUGACUUGUGAAGGACACACAAAUCUGGUACGAUCUUUGCACGUACAAGAUAAUACAAUUAUAAGUGCUAGCUACGAUGAGACCAUGCGUGUGUGGGAUCUAAGGACGGGUGAAUGUCUCUUAUGUUAUCAAAGUGGACACACAAGCUGGAUCUUUGAUGUCUAUUUUGAUCAAAAGAAGAUUGUGAGUGUUAGUCAAGACAAGAGAAUACUUGUAAUGGAUUUUUCAGAGGGAUUAGACACACGCUUCUUU
Messenger RNA from Phycomyces blakesleeanus NRRL 1555(-), 792 nucleotides. RefSeq lists its product as hypothetical. Gene Ontology annotation, molecular function: protein binding. The annotation marks the transcript as partial. The record is from RefSeq and is a predicted model, not a curated record. The transcript is spliced from 6 exons. Lineage: Eukaryota; Fungi; Mucoromycota; Mucoromycetes; Mucorales; Phycomycetaceae.